Messenger RNA from Mytilinidion resinicola, 1605 nucleotides. Its product is annotated as DnaJ-domain-containing protein. Gene Ontology annotation, molecular function: nucleic acid binding; zinc ion binding. Gene Ontology annotation, cellular component: cytoplasm. Bases 1 to 1605 code for a protein of 534 amino acids. The transcript is spliced from 2 exons. The record is from RefSeq and is a predicted model, not a curated record. NCBI's taxonomy places the organism in Eukaryota, Fungi, Ascomycota, Dothideomycetes, Mytilinidiales, Mytilinidiaceae.
AUGGGGGCGAAUCACUCUUCUGGUGCUGGCCACAAUGGCAACGCCUCGCCCGCUGCUGGUGAGCUGAAAGUCAGCUACUACGAACUGCUGGGCGUAGAGAGAACCGCGAGCGACGAAGAGAUCAAAAAGGCAUACCGCAAGAAGGCCCUCGAACUGCACCCCGACCGCAACUAUGACGACGUGGAACGAACCACGGCACUCUUCGCUGAAGUCCAGGUCGCCUACGAAAUCCUAUCCGACAAGAACGAACGCGCCUGGUAUGACGCCCACGAACGGGACAUCCUGCGAGGAGGAGACGCUGGUGGAGAGGCACACUAUGAACAUGACAUGCGUGUCACAACCUCGGAAGACAUUGCCCGUAUGCUCAGGAAAUUCCAUGGUGGGAUAGACUUCUCCGAUGCACCUUCCGGUUUUUUCGGCUUUCUUCGAGACACAUUUGUCACUUUGGCACGAGAAGAGGAGGCAGCCGCGGACUGGGAAAGUACAGAUGUGCUAGACUAUCCUUCGUUCGGCCAUAAGGACGACUCCUAUGAGGGUGUGGUCCAGCCAUUUUAUGCCACUUGGGCUAGUUUCUCGACUAAAAAAAGUUUUGCCUGGAUGGAUCUCUAUCGCUACUCCGAGGCUCCCGAUCGACGAGUGAGGAGGAUGAUGGAGAAAGAGAACAAAAGGUUGCGGGAUGCCGGAAUACGUGACUUCAACGACGCAGUUAGGACUCUGGUGGCGUUCGUUCGAAAGCGCGACCCAAGAUACACACCCCAUACUCAGACUGUCGAAGAGCGUGAGAAGACUCUCCGUGACGCGGCACGAGCCCAAGCUGCCCGCCAGAAAGCCGCCAAUGCGGCUAAAAUCCAAGGCAAAGUGCCAGAUUGGGCGACUAGCCGCAACGCUGAGGAUGAGGAGGAUGAGGUAGAGGAAGAAAGCGACGAGGAACAGUAUGAGUGUGUGGCCUGCCACAAGACCUUCAAAAGUGAGCGACAGUAUGAUGCCCACGAGAAGAGCAAGAAGCACCAAAAGGCAGUUCAAGCCCUAAAACGGCAAAUGCAGAAAGACAAUCGGCAUCUAAACCUCGACGAUGAUAUAUCCGGUAGUGGGGCGAACACACCAACAUCCAUGGACGGUGCUGAUAAAGUGGUCACUGUUGAGAAAGACGGCGCCGAAGAAGUGACGCAUGAGUUAGGCGAGCUAGAUGUUGACGACGAAGGCUCAGAGGUUACCCAGGACAAUCAGGAAGAAGACCAAAAGUUUGUGAAAAGCUCGACACCACACUCGGAAUCAUCGGAUGACGAAGACGACGAGUACGCUUCUCGAUCUGAGAUUGAGGAUCGCCUUGGAGGCUCAGAAAGCUUAGCGUCUUCAGCGACCUUGAUAGAUCCCCUAGCGACAGACCCUCUCAAGGAAUCUUCACAACCGAAGCUUGGAAAAGCAGCACAAAAACGGGCAAAGAAGGCAGCUCAGCAAGCUGCAAUCGAUCAGUCCGAUCUCCAGUUCAAGUGCGCAGUCUGCAAUGUAGGCUUUUCGUCGAGAACCCGUAUGUUUCAGCAUAUUAAGGAUUUCGGUCACGCUGCUCCCCCGCAGAAGACUGGCAAGGGAGGAAGAAAAAUUUGA